Miscanthus lutarioriparius is the source of this 444-nucleotide messenger RNA. The record is from the annotation of a GenBank genome assembly. Lineage: Eukaryota; Viridiplantae; Streptophyta; Magnoliopsida; Poales; Poaceae.
AUGGGGGUUCACCGGCUGAAGAAGCAGCACUCGGCGCCGUCGCUGGGCGGCAGCGGGUCCGGGUCCGGGUCCGGGUCGGCGUCGAUGCCGCCCAAGGGGUGCAUGGCGGUGCGCGUGGUGGGGCCCGCGGGCGGCUGCGGCGGCGGCGGCAAAGGCGGCCGGGAAGAGGAGGAGGAGGAGCGGUUCGUGGUGCCUGUGGGGUACCUGAAGCACCCGCUGUUCGUGGCGCUGCUCAAGGCGGCGGAGGAGGAGUACGGCUUCGAGCAGAAGGGCGCCAUCACCAUCCCCUGCGGCGUCGACCACUUCCGCCGCGUCCAGGGCAUCAUCCACCACCAGCGGCACAACCACCACCACCACGGCUCCAGCGGCGGCGGAGGAGGAGGAGGACACCAUGGCCACCACAGCAGCAACCACUUCCACAUCGCCGGCUGCUUCCGCGCCUGA